AUGGAGUUCGAUGUCGUGGUCUGCAAUGAAUUGCCCAACACUGAGCUUUACCGGGUUCAUUUUCCGGUGAGAAAGCGGGAUGCUUUUAAUUCUGAAAGGCAGCCUCGUGUCCGCUACAAGAAAAAUGUCAGGAUGAUGGAAGUUCGAUUAGCUCCUGAUGUGUCAAGUGGGUCAUUCGACAAGGCAAAAGCUGAACGUUUUGCCACAAUGGCUGCUGCAAAUGUUAAAAGCGAAAAUGUCAUAGCCCAUUCUAAAUUUGAUGAAGUCUACGAAGGCCGAGCGUACGUGAAAGAUGACUUUGUUCUGUUCGCACUCGGUUAUUUUAGAGGAGAUACGUUUUACAUAAAUCCAGUAGCGGGAACCUUCGACAUGCAUCGCUCACUUGCUCAUCUCAACAAUGCUGGCAAAGGAGAUCAUGACGAUGAAGGAGAAAUGACUGGUGAGUCGGACACCGAGGCCGCUGGCACAAGUGCUAAACAGAUACGCGUGAAAUUCACAAGGCCAGAAACGGAACGGCAGAAGAAAAGGAGAGAAGCAAGUGCACUUCAUAGAGAGAAGUUAAUUGCCAGCGAUUCAUGGAUACCAAUGAAUGUCCACUUGAAAGAGGAUCCUGCACUUAUUGAAAAGUUCUCUCGAAUGACCACACUUCCGCCGGAGAAAUCUGAAUCCGCAGAAACUGUCACAACAAGAGAUCUCGUAGAACGCGGAAUCAUUUGUGGUGAAAGAGAGCAAAUUGAUCUCACUAGAAGCGAACUUCUGGUCACUCAUCAACGUAUUCGAGAAAUGCCUAUUGAUCAACAAGUGAAAGCCCAGCACGGGUCGUUGCAACGGCCUGAUAUAGCCAGACUAGUAGAUCCUUCUAUCAGCCGCGACGAGCUUUUCGAAUAUCUCCAACAGUGUGCCCAUCUAGUUCAAGGUGUCUGGGUUUUCCAAUCAGAAUUUUUGUAUCAUGAUCUCACUGCUGCCCAUGCUGUUACACCCGGAAAGUUGGACGAACAUCGCGCUGAUAUGUGGCGAUGUGCUCGAGAUCUCGCACUAUGUCUCCUCGACGCAGGACAGAAAGAUACGUUUUACAUAAAUCCAGUAGCGGGAACCUUCGACAUGCAUCGCUCACUUGCUCAUCUCAACAAUGCUGGCAAAGGAGAUCAUGACGAUGAAGGAGAAAUGACUGGUGAGUCGGACACCGAGGCCGCUGGCACAAGUGCUAAACAGAUACGCGUGAAAUUCACAAGGCCAGAAACGGAACGGCAGAAGAAAAGGAGAGAAGCAAGUGCACUUCAUAGAGAGAAGUUAAUUGCCAGCGAUUCAUGGAUACCAAUGAAUGUCCACUUGAAAGAGGAUCCUGCACUUAUUGAAAAGUUCUCUCGAAUGACCACACUUCCGCCGGAGAAAUCUGAAUCCGCAGAAACUGUCACAACAAGAGAUCUCGUAGAACGCGGAAUCAUUUGUGGUGAAAGAGAGCAAAUUGAUCUCACUAGAAGCGAACUUCUGGUCACUCAUCAACGUAUUCGAGAAAUGCCUAUUGAUCAACAAGUGAAAGCCCAGGUUUUCAAAUCACGGGUCGUUGCAACGGCUGAUAUAGCCAGACUAGUAGAUCCUUCUAUCAGCCGCGACGAGCUUUUCGAAUAUCUCCAACAGUGUGCCCAUCUAGUUCAAGGUGUCUGGGUUUUCCAAUCAGAAUUUUUGUAUCAUGAUCUCACUGCUGCCCAUGCUGUUACACCCGGAAAGUUGGACGAACAUCGCGCUGAUAUGUGGCGAUGUGCUCGAGAUCUCGCACUAUGUCUCCUCGACGCAGGACAGAAGGUUACACGUUCUUUACUCACAAGAUGUUUCCAAAUAAAUUCGAAGGACGCUGAAGACAUUUUGUCGUCGUUUGCUGUACCUGGAAAUAGAUCUUGGAAAUUACGAAUCACACCUGAUCCAGUUUUCCUAGAAAGUCCGGAGAAUGCCAAAAUAGUGUUAAAGGAGCGUCGCUACUGGACCGAGAGGUUCGCUGAACUUCAAAGUCGCAUAGAUACGACAUUAUCGUUGCACGCUCCUCCUUCCCGAGCUCGCAAGAACAGCAGUCGUGGUAGUCCUACAAAAAGUCCUACCCGAAUCCGGCGGAACAGCACUCGAUCAAGUCCCACCAAGCACCAAUAG
Cooperia oncophora is the source of this 2142-nucleotide messenger RNA. NCBI's taxonomy places the organism in Eukaryota, Metazoa, Nematoda, Chromadorea, Rhabditida, Trichostrongylidae. The record is from the annotation of a GenBank genome assembly.